Molecule: messenger RNA, 3565 nt
Organism: Oreochromis niloticus (Nile tilapia)
Lineage: Eukaryota; Metazoa; Chordata; Actinopteri; Cichliformes; Cichlidae
Gene: ift80
Product: intraflagellar transport 80 homolog (Chlamydomonas)
Exons: 20
Coding region: 721-3054 (777 amino acids)
Biological process (GO): cilium assembly
Cellular component (GO): cilium; intraciliary transport particle B; centrosome
Molecular function (GO): protein binding
Source: RefSeq, a predicted model, not a curated record
UUCACACGACUCUAAAGAACAAACGAAAAGGAAUAAGAGCCAUGCAAUGCGUUUACAGCAAAUUGUUCAUAUUAUUCAAGUUUAUUCUUAUUAAAUGCCUAAUGUUGUUCCUACGUCUUCAAACGGUUGUCUGUGGUACGAUAAAGGACCUGCCCCGGGCAAUGUCUAUACUUGAGGAAAUAUAGCUCGAUAGAUCAACUGUUAGUGUUGGUUGAUCCCGAUUCUAACGACUUGCAUAAAUGCAUUUAUUUAACAGAUGUCGUUUUUGAACUUAGAAAUAUUUCGAAAUUUCCGUUGUCAAGGAAGUUGAGAUGCAACUCUCGCGAUAAUUUGUUUUUCAAGCUGUUUAUGACCCAGAUUAAAUGGCUACCAAAGUGCAGGUUUUACACGUUGGGGCAUAAAUUGCUGAUUGGUGAUAGAUAAGACUUUUGCGUAUUCUAAUAGCGCUUCAUAGUAGAGUAAAUGACACGCACGUUUUGCUGAGAGUCGCUUAGUACACUCGGCAACGAGAAAACGAUGUCCAUUUUAACCAAGAGAACAAGUUAACGUUAGCAUUCAAGUCACAGACGAGACUCAGGGGAUAGCUGAGGACUUCCGUUAGCAACAGUAGCAGGUACCGUAGCAACAGCGGACGCUUGUUUGUUUCAUCGUUACAGCUAACGGAGAGUGCAAACGGCUGCUUUACAUAGUUUACGGUGAUCAACAGAACGAACAUCCACCAUGAGACUGAAAACGUCGCUCCUAAAGGAAUCCAAACAUAAAGAACUUGUGAGCUGCGUUGGCUGGACCACAGCAGAUGAGCUGUACUCGUGCAGUGAGGAUCAUCAGAUUCUCAAGUGGAACCUGCUGACCAGUGAGACCAGUCUGAUUGUCAAACUGCCAGAGGAAAUUUACCCUACUGACCUACACUGGUUCCCCAAAACUGUUGGUGUGAAGAAACAGGCCCAGGCUGAAAUCUUUGUUCUUACCAGCACAGAUGGAAAGUUCCACUUAACCUCAAAGAUGGGUCGCAUUGAGAAGAGUGUUGAGGCGCACAAAGGAGCUGUUUUGGCUGGAAGAUGGAACUAUGAUGGGACUGCUCUUAUCACUGCGGGAGAAGAUGGGCAGAUUAAAAUCUGGUCAAAAAGUGGGAUGCUACGCUCAACACUAGCCAGCCAAGGAUCUCCUGUAUAUUCUGUGGCCUGGGGUCCGGACUCGGACAGAAUUCUCUACACUUCAGGAAGACAGCUAGUUAUCAAGCCUUUACAGCCCAGCGCCAAAAUCAUACAGUGGAAGGCUCAUGAUGGGGUCAUUCUGAAGGUAGACUGGAAUUCAGUCAAUGACCUUAUCCUGUCAGGUGGAGAAGAUUGUAAAUAUAAGGUAUGGGACAGCUUUGGACAUCUGCUUCACUGCUCAUUGUCCCAUGACUACCCAGUCACAUCUUUGUCCUGGGCUCCAGAUGGCGAGGUGUUUGCUGUGGGCUCUUUCAACACCCUGCGGCUCUGUGAUAAGACUGGAUGGUCCUAUGCGUUGGAGAAGCCCAACACAGGAAGUGUUUUCAGCUUGGCCUGGUCUGCGGAUGGCACCCAGCUGGCCGGGGCCUGCGGCAACGGGCAUGUCAUCUUUGCCCAUGUGGUGGAGCAGCACUGGGAGUGGAAGAAUUUUGUGAUCACUCUUACAAAGAGGAGAACCAUGCAGGUGAGGAAUGUGCUGAACGAUGCAGUGGACUUGUUGGAGUUUAGAGAUCGAGUCAUCAAAGCAUCUCUAGCAUACGGUCACCUAGUGGUUGCAACUUCCCUCCAGUGCUAUGUCUACAACUCAAGAAACUGGAAUACUCCUCUCAUCUUUGACCUAAAGGAGGGAACAGUCAGCCUCAUCCUACAAGCAGAGAAACAUUUUCUACUAGUGGAUGGAGCAGGGUUGUAUACGUUCUCCUAUGAAGGACGAUUGAUAUCGUCCCCAAAGUUCCCGGGUAUGAGAGCAGAUAUCCUGAAUGCUCAGAGUGUCUCACUUAGUAACGACACCAUAGCCAUUCGGGACAAGAGUGAUGAAAAAGUUAUCCUUCUCUUUGAUGCCCUGACUGGAAAGGCUCUUGGUGAUGGGAAGCCCUUGACUCACAAGCAGGAGGUGUUGGAGAUAGCUCUGGAUCAGUGUGGCCCAUCUACUGACAGGAAAAUUGCCCUGAUAGACAAGAACCGUGACCUUUAUUUGACCACCGUGCGUCAUCUUGGACAAGAACCCAAAAUCUGCAAAAUUGGUAGCAUGGUUCAUAGUAUGGCCUGGAAUGAUGCUGCUAACAUCCUGUGUGGAAUCCAAGACAACCAGCUCACAGUGUGGUACUACCCAAGUGUUGUCUUCACUGACAAGGAAUUAUUACCGAAGACACUGUACAUAAAGGAUGGCAGUGAGUUCAGACGUGCACCCCAAGUUCUAAACUACAUUGGCACCAAAGUGACAUUACGCCAAGGAGAUGGUUCAUUGGUGUACAGCAGUGUACUACCCUUUCCUGCCCUCCUGCAUGAAUACAGCAUCUCUGCACGCUGGGAGGAUGCACUGCGCCUCUGCUGCUAUGCAAAAGACCAAUCUUUGUGGGCAUGUCUUGCUGGCAUGGCAAUGGCAAACAGAGAGCUGACUACUGCAGAGAUGGCUUAUGCUGCCAUCGGAGAGUUACCCAGAGUUCAAUACAUCAACUUUCUAAGGGAGCAGCCAUCUAAGGAGUCAUUGUUGGCCCACAUGCUGCUGUUCAGUGGUCAGGUCCAGGAAGCUGAGGCUGCUUUCUUACAAGCUGGUCUCAUCUACCAGGCCAUACAAGUCAACAUUGACCUUUAUAACUGGGAAAGGGCAUUGGAGCUGGCAGUUAAACACAAGACCCAUGUGGACACUGUGCUGGCCUAUAGGGAGAAGUUUCUACAGAAAUUUGGCAGGAAGGAGACCAAUAAGAGAUUCCUGCAGUACUCUGAAGGGGUUGAAGUGGACUGGGAAAAAAUCCAAGCGAAGAUAGAGAUGGAGUUGUCUAAAGAGAGAGAGCGAGCUGCUAACACCUCUGUGAGGAGCAGUGUGGCCUCACGCCGUUAAUUUUUUAAUUUUUUUUUAAUUUUUUUAAGAGGGUCAUGUCCGCAAUAAGUACAGCAAGUACGAUUACCUUCAUGUAAAAACCAAUACUGAACAAUUUGGAGAUGUAAAUCAUAAGCUGUGAAGUUUGUGAUACCUGACUUACACUACACACAUAGUCUUGUCAAGUUACAUAUAAAGCUUUAAACAAAAUUGUAUAUGACAGUCUGUUACUGUGGGUGGCUGAUAACAGUUUUUUAAGGCUGUCUGUAUUUCUAACCAAAAGACCUGUGGCCUUCCUGUUGUAGUGACUGAUUUUGAGUGAAUCAAGUUUAAAGUUGAUCUGUUUUCAUUUGUUAACGUUAACUAGGCAAACUCAUUCAUUUGUAAAUAUGUAUGAGUGUUGUUUUUGUCAUGUUUCAGUUUGUUUUUUAUAUUAAAAUAUAUUUUUAUAGUUUACACGUUUAAAGUGUUGCCUUGUGGAAACACGAGAAUGUCCAUUAAUAAAGCACGUGAACCAUACUGUAUGUAUUGA